GGUCAGCCUGUCACCCUACCCUGCAUGUACUCAGGAGCACUCACGUCCAUGUGUUGGGGCCGAGGGUCUUGCCCUCUUCGUCGUUGCAUGGAUGAAAUUGUCAGGACUAAUGGAUCCCAUGUCACCUUUCAGAAAAAGGACUACCAUUAUAAGCUAAAGGGAUCCCUUUCGGCAAGGGAUGUGUCUUUGACUAUAGAGAACGCAGUCAAGACAGACAGUGGCCUGUACUGUUGUCGUAUUCAGCACAGCGGAUGGUUUAAUGAUCAGAAAUACAUCAUAUCAUUGGAGAUUAAAGGAGAGCACAAAGGUAUGACGACCCAGCCACCGGUGGAUGUUUGUAUGAGUGAGGAUACAGCCCAGACUUGGAUACAGUUGAAAAAUACAUGGAAAAAUGGGACCAAAAAGGACAUUGCAAAAGUGGCUACCCAACUAAUUCAGGAGGUGGAAUUAAGUAUAUGGAAUCAGACUUUCGUUUCUCCAGGAAAGCAUGAGGAUCCUGUGCUUGAUAUAGUCUAUGAAACCAAGAGGUGCAAUAAGCCAAGCAAGGAAACAAUUUUGGAAGCUGGAAAUAACACAAUGGAUAUUGACUGUGCCCAUGCUUUCACAGAAACCACAACAGAUCAGAGUGCUGUUGCAUUGAUCACCUAUCAUGCUCUUGGGGAUAUUCUCAAUGAAACCUAUUUUAGUGACAGAAAAGGACUGCAAGAAGUGAAACUGAACUCUCGUGUUGUGAGUGGCACCAUUGGCUCGAAGGAAAAAAUUGCCCUGUCCAAACCUGUCCUCCUGACCUUUAAACAUACUCAGCCUGCUGGUGAAAGAACAAAACAAUUCUGUGUCUACUGGGAAGGAUCGAAGGAGGGGGGCAGCUGGUCAAGGGAAGGCUGCUCUCGUAUCAGAAGCAACAACUCUCACACCAUAUGCCAGUGCUUCCAUCUGUCCAGCUUUGCUGUCCUCAUGGCUCUUAUGCCCAAGGCAGAUCCGGUGCUGACUGUGAUUACCUAUGUGGGGCUGAGCCUCUCUCUGCUGUGCCUCUUCCUGGCAGCCCUCACCUUCCUCCUGUGCCGUCCCAUCCAGAACACCAGCACCUCACUCCACCUGCAGCUCUCACUCUGCCUCUUCUUGGCCCAUCUGUUCUUCCUCAUGGGGAUUGAUAAAACUGAGUCUGAGGUGCUGUGCUCCAUCAUUGCUGGGGCCCUGCACUACCUCUACCUGGCUUCCUUCACCUGGAUGUUCCUGGAAGGCCUGUACCUCUUCCUCACCGUCAGGAACCUCAAGGUGGCCAACUACUCCAGCGCAGACAGAUUCAAGAAGAAGUUUACGUACCCUUUUGGCUAUGGGAUCCCAGCUGUGAUCGUGGCUGUGUCUGCAGGUGUUGGACACAAAAAUUAUGGAACAAAUACUCAUUGCUGGCUGAAGCUUGAUAAAGGCUUUAUCUGGAGCUUCUUGGGACCAGUGGCCAUCAUUAUCUUGAUAAACUUGGUGUUCUACUUCCUAAUUCUGUGGAUUUUGAAAAGCAAACUUUCUUCCCUCAAUAAGGAGGUUUCCACCAUUCGGGAUACCAGAGUCAUGACAUUUAAAGCCAUUGCUCAGCUAUUUAUCCUGGGCUGUUCUUGGGGCCUUGGUUUUUUUAUGGUUGAAGCAGUAGGGAAGACGGCUGGAUUAGUCAUUGCCUACAUAUUCACCAUCAUCAAUGUCCUGCAGGGAGUUUUGCUCUUCACGGUGUACUGUGUCCUUAGUCGCCAGGUUCGAAUGGAAUACAAGAAAUGGUUUAGUGGAAAGUGGAAAGGAGUUGAAGUGGAAAGCACUGAGAAGUCUCGGUCUACUACCCACACCAAAAUGGAGGAACGGGAACUCAUCAAAGGUUGUACACAAGAGAGACACCAAAGACACCACUUACACUCAUCCACAACCGCCAGCUCAUCUUGCUGGCUAAAGAAUCUGCUCAUCGAUGGCGCCCCUUGUGGUCCUGCGUGGAUUGUGCAAACGCCACAAUGUGCACCUUUUCCCUGUGAAGUCUUGACUCCUUCCCUUAUUUUGGCCUCUAGCUCCCUAGAAAGAAUGGGAUACAUGGAGAGUUCCUAG
Messenger RNA from Loxodonta africana (African savanna elephant), 2082 nucleotides. Its product is annotated as adhesion G protein-coupled receptor E4-like. NCBI's taxonomy places the organism in Eukaryota, Metazoa, Chordata, Mammalia, Proboscidea, Elephantidae. The transcript is spliced from 13 exons. The coding region runs from base 25 to 2082 and encodes 685 amino acids. Gene Ontology annotation, biological process: cell surface receptor signaling pathway; adenylate cyclase-activating G protein-coupled receptor signaling pathway. Gene Ontology annotation, cellular component: plasma membrane. The record is from RefSeq and is a predicted model, not a curated record. Gene Ontology annotation, molecular function: G protein-coupled receptor activity.